AUGUUGAUUUUGGUCAGCAAUUCAGACGCUUUGAAGGAUUUCCUGGCAGACCGGUCUUCUGUCGGCUUUUGGGCUUCGAUGCACUUCUUGUCCACGUACUCGUCAUACAGACCCACCUUCGAGCCGGAGGACUUUAAUGUCUGUCCUGUCCUUCUUACGCAGUCUGAUCAAGAUAAAUGGACGCCCCUGCACCUUAGUGAACUGAUCCUGUCCCGUAUCAAACAUGUGUCAGUCAAGACCGUGGAACUUGAAAAUGCAGGCCAUUAUCCUCCGGAGGACCCAGGACUUCAGCAGAUGGCUGAUGCAGUCAUUGAAUUCGUUCACCAAAUUGCACCAUGA
Messenger RNA from Aspergillus alliaceus, 339 nucleotides. RefSeq lists its product as uncharacterized. Bases 1 to 339 code for a protein of 112 amino acids. The transcript has a single exon. The record is from RefSeq and is a predicted model, not a curated record. NCBI's taxonomy places the organism in Eukaryota, Fungi, Ascomycota, Eurotiomycetes, Eurotiales, Aspergillaceae.